AUGAUGCUGCAGGUUGCAGGAUGGAUGCAUUCCAAUUCGCCAAAAUCACAGGGUAGCUUUGCAUCAACAAUACGACGCAAGGGAUGUUCCACAACAGUGACCCAUCACAUGUUCAAAUCGAAAAAUGCCGAUGUACCAAAUAAAGAUUGGAUGGAUAAUUCAAAUACAACAACUAUCACUAGUAGUACUACUACUACUACUACUACUUCAAACAAUGCACUACAAAUCAAUCUACAAAAGUUAAUAUUAGAUUUCAAUAUAGAGAAUAGUAUAUUCUUUUAUGGUUCUGCAAUGAGUAAAGAGACUGUACAAUUGUCAUUGGUGUCUUGGCGGUGGUUUAAUUGGGUGUCAGAGUAUUACAGUAAUUCAUUGACAAGUGCAUUGGGAUUCAAUGUAAAGUUUGCAGGAGGUGAUUCUGUACAACAAAAACUAGCUUCAAAGUACUGUCUCUUUAAACAUAUCAAUCAUUGGCGAUUUGAUAUUACUGGUCUUAAUUUAUUAAAGGUCACCGAUGAUAUGGUCCAUCAAGCUUUAAAACAACAAUUAGAACAAAAACAACAACAUCAACAACAAUUACAACAAUCAUCACCAAAUAAUAGUAACAAUGGUAAUAAUAAUAAUAAUAAUAUUGGUAAAGAAAAAAAAAAGGGAUAUUCUUUAUUUAAUUUUUUUAAAUCUAAAAAGGAUCAACCUACAACUACAACUAUUACUUCUACUACUUCUACUACUUCUGCUACACCAUUGGUUGAACCAUUAUUUGAAGAUAAUGUAUUUCAAAAGUUUCAUUCACCAAGACAUUAUAGUAAAGAAAGAAUAGAAUUUUAUAAAGAGAGUUUUCCAAAUGGAAUCUCUACUCUUAUCUAUUACUAUUCAGAGAGGGAUUCUAAAAUGGAGUUACAACAGGCAGAGGAAUUGGCAGCUAUCAUUGAAUUGUCUAAACAAUCGUUGACUGCUUUUACCAUUAUACAAGAUUCUAUACCACACUAUAUUUCGACGACGAUAGCUGCUUGUAGUAGUAUAACGUCGUUGUCAGUUUCAGUACCUGCUCAACAAUUACAAAUGCCUUCGUUUAUAUCAUUGGUAGAGACGGUUGCAAAGGGACCGAUACAUACAAUGUCCUUUUACAGUAAACUUAGCUUUUCAUUUGACCCGUCCAACCAACAACACCUGACCGACAAUAUAGUGACGGCAUUGGAAAAUACAGACUUGAAAAACAAAUUAACAACUCUUUGGUUGGAAUGUUUACCAACUCAACCUCUGGCAACUCUAUUGGUACAAUAUGUCAAUGUUAAAAAGUUUGUUCUUUUGCCACCAGCACUUGGUUCCUUGACCUAUACACCAUUGCUCGAACCAUUCUUUCAAAACAGAAAUCUUAAAGGUAUAACAAUACCAUUGGAUUUGGAUCGAUCUGUAGAGAUUGAUGAGAAUAUUGCUGCAAAUCUUGCCAAACUAUUCCCCAACCGUAUUCAACUAAAGGAUAAUAUCGAGUAUUUUAGUAUUAGUCUGUUUAAACCAUGUGCUGGUAUAUUGGAUGCAGUAUUUUAUCCCUUACCUACAUCUAUCCACAGUCUAAGACUAUUAUCGUAUUCAAGACUACUUGUACCACUUGAAAUAGAUUGUCUGGCACCUCUAAAAUCUAGUCUCCAAGAAGUAUCUAUUAUGGUUCACAUGGACAGUCUAUUUAGAUUCCUAGACUAUUUUGAUGGAUGUACCCAGUUGACAAAAGUGUCGUUGGGGAUCACCGAGUAUUCUGGUAGAGAGACCAAAUCACCCAGUAACUUUAUAUCGUAUCUCAUCGACACUUAUGGUGCAAGAUUGUCCCAAUUAAUCAACAAGACAACCAUUACAUCAUUCAAUCUAUCUAUACCGGUACCUUCUCCACAUUAUAGUGCCGAUCCAGCUCCAAAUUGUAGAGGUUAUACCUAUGAUAAAACAAAUGCUCUAUCAUUCUAUUUGAAAUGA
This is a messenger RNA of Cavenderia fasciculata, 1962 nucleotides long. RefSeq lists its product as uncharacterized. NCBI's taxonomy places the organism in Eukaryota, Evosea, Eumycetozoa, Acytosteliales, Cavenderiaceae. The record is from RefSeq and is a predicted model, not a curated record. The transcript has 3 exons. Bases 1 to 1962 code for a protein of 653 amino acids.